AUGGUUAAGCCCGAGCUUACUGUGCCCGCAAAAAUUAGUGAAAGUACAAGGAUUGUGUUGGAGCUACCGAUGGUACACAUAUCCUUGCAAUGGUGCCAAUUAAAAAAGCGGUACCCUUUCGCAACAGAAAAAGGUGAUAUAUCUCAGAAUGUAUUGGCUGCUUGUAAUUUUGAUCUCGAAUUCAUGUACGUGCUUAGUGGAUGGGAAGGCUUAGCACAUGACUCAAAAGUAUUAAGUGAUGCUUUAACAAAAAACACUAAUCGACUGCCAGUUCCAGAAGCUCUUUAUCGUAGUGUCCGCUAUCAUUUACAAGAGUAUUCUGGACAAAAUUCACAACCAACAAAUGAAAAAGAGUUGUUUAACUAUCGUCGUGCAUCUUGA
Messenger RNA from Arabis nemorensis, 381 nucleotides. The record is from the annotation of a GenBank genome assembly. Lineage: Eukaryota; Viridiplantae; Streptophyta; Magnoliopsida; Brassicales; Brassicaceae.